This is a messenger RNA of Cokeromyces recurvatus, 1263 nucleotides long. RefSeq lists its product as uncharacterized. Lineage: Eukaryota; Fungi; Mucoromycota; Mucoromycetes; Mucorales; Mucoraceae. The record is from RefSeq and is a predicted model, not a curated record. Bases 1 to 1098 code for a protein of 365 amino acids. The transcript has 4 exons.
AUGACAGUUCACAAUACCACCACUCUUACCGUCCACCCGAGUGGACGAUCACUUGAUAUCAAACAGUUUAAUUUACCCUCAUUGUUUAAGAAAUUUGAGGUUUCGAAAUGGAAUGACUACAAUGAACUUGUUAAGAUCACGAACGGACAACUAAGCGAUGAACAAUGCUUUAAGAAGUGGAAAUUUGCCUUUGAAAGCGUCGAGACCGAAUACACCAGGAAUGUAUCAGUUACUUCCUUUGCAGGAAAGAUGGCAGAGUACUUGGGCGGCAGUAAUGGUGCUGAUGAAUUUUUAGCUUCAUAUCACGGGAAAAAAAUGAAACGCUUGAGACAACAUGAAGAUCAAAUCAAGGAAAGAAUAGAGAAGAGGCUAAGAAUAGAACAAUAUCAAACAUUGGAGUCCCAUCUUGAACAGGAAGCUAGUACUUCCUAUAAAAGUAAACCUUAUGUUGUGCCAGAGGACCCAAUUAUAAGCCCUGUUGAACUCUCCUCAAAUUCCAUUUCCAUUAAGAGUUCUAUAUUCAAAGAAGGGCAACGCUUACAUGAUCUAUAUGUUCAAGGCGUUAAGCUGAAUCCAAAAGAAAGAAAUUGCAUGGCAGCUGGACUUUCUGGUAUCCUUGAUUUGACCAACGACGAUAUUUUUAGUCAAGCAUCUUUGUUCACAAAAGAUAGUUGGAAUAGAAUAAAAAGGCAUUUCUUCAAAAAAUACCAAGUCAAGACAUCACCCGCGGAAUCUUGGGUUAAAGAAAAAUGGGAAUAUAUAUGCGCCAAAAGCGUAGAAAAGGGAAGUGUAACUUUUGGAAGAAGAUAUCUGGAUAGAUUAUGUGGCUCAAAUAAGGUGCUUGCUGCUGAGUACAAUACUUAUAAAUUCCUUGAUACAAUUCUGGACAGCAUGCAAAAUUCUCAGCACAUCCUCAACCCUGCCUAUCCCAAAAAUAUUCCAGAAGGGGACUUUACCUAUAGUAUCUGGUUGCCUCUUUUCAAGCGACUCUUUGAAAUCGACUCACAUAUCAUUCUGUUGAAACCUAGUGAAACAGCACCCGAUGAUUCAAUUUGUGAAAAAGCAUACAUCUAUGAAGAAUACAACAAGCGUGACUGACAACGAUUUUUGCACAUGAGAUCAUAGCUACUUGUAUAUCUUUGUGAUGCCUGAUGUAUACGAGUUACACAUCUAGGAGCGCACUUUGAAAUCCAAUAAAAAGGAUUUUAAGCCAGUUAUCUGUUGUAAUUACACCAAACGGAAAAAUUAUCCGCACAUUUUUUC